AUGUUGGCUGAAAAGUAUGUGAAAAACGUUUAUCGUAAUUAGCAUUACCGGCAUUAGGUACAGUGUUGUUUCUGAAAAUGCCAUCGUACAUCGAUACAGUGUCUAGAAAACUGUCGGCGAAUUUCGGAAAUGUUUUAAAUGUCGGUAUUAUAAUUCUAACGUACUUCGAAUCGUACUUGUUUCCCUUAGCCAUUUUUAAGUUAUUGAUAGUGGUGACAAAGUAUGGCGGCGUAAUAUCUCGGUUAAGAAAAGAGGAAGACUUGAAAAAAGUGGUGAAAACACGUUACAAAUAUAAGUUACAGCUUCUGACAAUAGAAAAUUAUGUGUUGCCGGAUAAUAGAACAGUCGAACGCAUUUCUAAUGUUAGUAUGAGUAUUGAAGAAGAAGAAAUUCAGUUGAGCUACUGCGGACAGGAUUGCAGAAGAAUACCUCCAGCGCUGCAAAAAAUGUAUGGCGGCAAAGUGAGGUGUUUGGAUUUAAGCUAUAACAGUAUCGAGACGCUCAAAGGAUUGGAACAGUUCGGUCGACUAGAGGAACUUAUAUUAGACAACAAUAAGCUGGGUGAUGCUAUAACGUUCCCAUACUUAUCCAAUUUGAGGACACUUUCGCUCAAUAAUAACGAAAUAAUAGACUUGGAAGAACUGGUUAAUAAAAUAUGCAAGCAUUUCCCUUCACUGACGUACUUGAGUCUACUGAGUAACAAAGCGUGUCCCAACCAACUGUCAGAUAGCGACAAAGAUGGUUCGGAUUACCAAAGAUACAGAUACUUCGUGAUACACAUGAUACCGAACUUACGGUUCCUGGAUUCCCGGCGCGUUUCGUCAGCUGAGCGUAAGGAGGCGGCCAUACGGGGCGAGUUCAUGCGAGUGCGCAGGCCUCCCUCCGAUGUGUUCGAUGCGCCCGUCACACCGGCCCCACAGACAAGGCUGCGACCCCUGCCUGUGGAUUUAGGCGCGUUGGGCAAACAUAAAGGUGCCUACGGCAAAUGCAAUUACAAAUACACAGGCAAGCAUUCGGAGGAAAUCGAUUCAUUUUAAAUAGUGACUUAUGACCGCAUUUACUAAGAGUCUACAUACUUACUAUUUAACCAAAAGUGCUAAUAAAUAUAACUUUACGAAAAACCUUCUCCAAUUAUAAUCAAUUUUGAUUUGACUCCAUAAUUAUUGUGCAGCUUACUUUCAGAUAAAGCCACAUGAUAAAUAUCUCUGUUCAAAAAAUCAUUCGAAUAUUUCUUAUUUUACGGUAGCUUAUUGAAUAAAGCUAUAACGUAAAUUAUAUUGCCAUCUUGGAUCAAUUUAUGGUACAAAAAUUGAUGAAGCAACUUUUAACAGCCAAUAUAUAGCGAGGCAAACCCAAAAUCGUAUGCAUAUUUAUUCACUAUCUGGCAUUCCAUUUAAGUAUCAAUGAUAUGCAUAAAAAAUUAAAGUGACAUUAUUACAUACUAACAAAAACAGUUUACAAGGUUCUGCCAAAAUGAUAAUUUUUUGUUUAGGGAACUUGUCGCUCACCAAUAUUAUUUUUUAACAAAGAAGCAAAUGGUUUGCUCGCUAAUCAUGAUUGACAUUAAAGGUAUUUAGGAGCAUUUUUAUUUAAAAUGGUUUCUAUCAAGUGCCUUAUCUAAGACAAUCAAUAGUUAUUUUUUAAACUAUCUCUGAUAAUCAAAGAAACAAAAAACUACUUCAUAAUCAUGUUCAUGGAAAAGCCAUUACCUACUUACAUUUAAGGACUUUAUUUUUGUUAUGUUUCUAGUAUAAGAAUUACACCUGUAUUUUUUUUGUUUUAUUAAAUGUUGUUUUGC
Messenger RNA from Helicoverpa armigera (cotton bollworm), 1798 nucleotides. RefSeq names its product leucine-rich melanocyte differentiation-associated protein. Gene Ontology annotation, molecular function: protein binding. The coding region runs from base 78 to 1037 and encodes 319 amino acids. Lineage: Eukaryota; Metazoa; Arthropoda; Insecta; Lepidoptera; Noctuidae. The transcript is spliced from 6 exons. The record is from RefSeq and is a predicted model, not a curated record. Gene Ontology annotation, biological process: melanocyte differentiation.